This is a messenger RNA of Cladocopium goreaui, 1872 nucleotides long. The record is from the annotation of a GenBank genome assembly. NCBI's taxonomy places the organism in Eukaryota, Dinophyceae, Suessiales, Symbiodiniaceae.
AUGGCGGUGCAAAAACUUGCUAAUGGUUGGCGCGCCCGCCGUAAGAAGGACGGCAAGACGUUGAACGGACCGCUGCGCGCGACUGAAGUGGCCGCAAACGAAGAUGCGCGGCAAAUGGAGGAAGCAGCAGCCGUCUCCAGUGAACGCUUGCAAGAAGUUUUUGAUAGACUAUUGGGCUCGCUUUCUGCCCCGGACACGACCGCUGGACCGUCCGUGACCCAACAUGGUUCCAAUUGGCGUGCUCGUGUGAAAGUCGGCCGAGCAACUGUCAAUGGUCCGACACGGCAGGCCAAAGCAGCUGCCGAAGAGGAUGCGCGUUUGCUUCAGCAAGCGCAGCAAACGUCGACCACAGAGGUGCAGAAAGUGGCCCAACGGUUGCACGAAGAUGCUGCAGGCGUGCGUGCUGCGGCGUCUGUCACCAAACAUGGUUCAGGCUGGCGUGCCCGUGUCAGGAACCAUGAGACAAGUGCUCCUACCAGAUCAUCUAAAGCAGUUGCUGAAGCUGAUGCCCGUCAGCUGCAGGCUGCGUUGGAGAUCUCGACUGAAGAGCUUCAGAUGGUGGCUCAGCGGCUGCAGCAGGAGGCUGCUGAUGCAGUCGCAAGGAGUAGCCGCGAAGCUCAGUUUGACGACGUCAUUUUGACUGAGAUGCGUGAUGCAUUGGGACUGCAGCGGCAGCAGAAGCGAGCCAGGCUGCGUGCGAAAAAUGUCGCGGAUGAUUUCGACCCUGAGCUGGCCUCGAAGAGUGUGCAGCUUUUGGUCUCUGCUUUUCAGGAUGUGGAAGCAUUAGCACCCCGCAGCGAAGGUGCGUGGAUGGUGGAAUUGGGCUUUCACACUAGACUCGAUUAUGGCUCUCGGCCCGCAUGGACAAGUGGCUUGGAGCGCGGCACGGCGCAUGCUGGCUUGAAGAAUUUAGGGAACAGCUGCUGGCUCAAUGCCGUGUUGCAGUGUUUUCGGUGGACUCGCUCGCUGCACAAUGCUUUCACUGCUCGGUUGAUGGAAUGCGAAGAAUCGAUUCUGGGAUCGUUGGUGCAAGAUGUUUUGCAGAAGCUUGCAAGCGACGACUGGGACUACGUUGCGCCAUUUGCUUUGCUCAAUCAACUGUAUGCAACCUACCAAGGAAGAUUUCGACCUGGUGAGAGCGCAGAUGCAGCAGAAGCCUGUCGCUUGCUGUUAGACCGGUGUGUCUACGGCAGUGAUAUUGUACAUGUACUGCCUACAUCCAUUGCACUCGCUCGGCGCGGCGUCACUCUCACGGAGUUGACGCGUGAGCAUUUUGCAACAUGCCGGCCGAGCAGUGAUGUUGUCAUUUUGGAAGUGCCGCCCGUCGAUGGCGGCCGGAUGAAUUGGUCGCAGUUGUUGGUGACACCGCCCGCUGGUGAGGGCAACAACUACCUCUACACCGUUUCCGGCUUUGUGGCGCAUGUCUCUGGAGAUCAUUUUGUGGCGUAUGUGCGCGCCCACAACCAAUGGCUACUAUGCAAUGAUGCAACGGUCAGUGUCGUCUCUGUUCUGGGACCUGUUUGGCCUUGUCUGAUUGUUUUGGAGAGAUUACGCCGGCAGCAGCUGGCGCGGCCUGCGCGCCAGGCGCCGCCUGCGGGCAGCGACUGCCUCCGUCGCUUGCCGCGGUUGUUGCAGGAAACUGUGGCGCCUGGGCCUGAUGCUCCUGGGCCGCGUGCGGCGGGAGCGCCGCCUGGGACUGCUGCUGCCAGGGCUGUUGGCUCGCGCCUUGGGCGCUUUGCAGCGGCGCUGCAGCGCAAGCGUCGAGAAGCCGGUCGCGCUCGUGCAGGUCAGCUCGGAUGGGAGCGUUCUAUUGCUCAUUGCAUCCAAUCGAGUAAGACCGAGAUUUGCCAACGAUGGGUUUCAUUGAUCUGA